AUGGAACGACUCAAGCCACCAGCAGAAAUGUCGUUUUGCGACCGCAACCUCGCUGAAACGUGGCGCAAGUGGGAACAGCAAUUUCGUUUCUACUUCCAGGCGUCUGAGUUAGACAAAAAGCCACCCGCCACGCAGACGGCCAUACUUCUUCAUGUGGCUGGGCCUGAAGCCCAAGAGAUCUACCAGACGUUCGUUUUCCCGCCACAGGAAGCAGAGCAACCUGAUCCCAGACAGGAUGUCAACGCUGUACUCCAGCAAUUCAAGACAUAUUGCAACCCCAGACGCAACACUGUAUACGAGAGACACAGAUUCUGGUCGAGAGACCAGUUAGAAGGUGAGGCAGUAGAUCAAUGGGUUACCGAGUUGAAAGUAAAAGCGGCGUUGUGCGAAUUCAGUGACCAACGCGAUCUUCUAAUACGCGAUAAGAUCGUGUUUGGCAUCCGCGACGAACGCGUGAAAGAGAGAUUAUUACGAGAAUCAGACCUUACUUUGCAGAAAGCGUUGGAUAUAUGCAGAGCAGCAGAAGCAACAAAAGAGCAGGAGCAAGCUAUGAACAAAGAGGCGAUGAAAGUACCCAUAGGCGCCGUUCGAGGUACACAGAAGCAGCGACGCAACGAGCCAGACACUAUGCCCAAUCUGAGCUCGAGGAUUCACGAUAGUGGCAGGUCAUCCAAGACCAGGCAAGCGGCAUGCAAGUAUUGCGGAGGCGUCCACCCACCUCGGCAGUGCCCCGCCUACGGAAAGACGUGUUCAGCGUGUCACAAGAGAAACCAUCUGGCCAAAGUCUGUCGACAAUCGGCCAGGCAAAUUAGGCAGGUUGAAUUCCAGGUCGAGGAUGCAGAUGAAGCAGGCAGCGACGAGAAUGAAGAGCUACUGAUGUCACCUAUAUUCAUAGGACAUAUCCGGGACACGGCAGAAUGGACGGAACGCCUUGAUCUGGAGCGUGCGCACAUUGAUUUCAAGCUGGACACCGGGGCCCAAGCAAACAUCUUGCCUUUUAGGGUGUACAGAGUUCUCAAGACAAAAUUGCAGCCCACCAGCAAGAUUCUUACAGGAAUUGGUGGUGGUCAAAUCAUACCCAGAGGCACAACUCAGGUCAGUUGUUUAGUCAGCAGAAACAAGGCGAGCUGCAGAAAAAGGCUCACGUUUUAUGUUAUCGACGACAACCUAGCCAUCCUUGGAAGAGCAGCAUGCGAGGACUUGGAUCUCAUCAGGCGUGUGGACAAGGUGGUGCCAAGGGAUAUACAAUCAGGUCACACCAGGCAGCAACUCAUCCAACAGAACAAGGAUGUGUUUAAAGGAAUAGGAGAGUAUGACAAAGAGUAUGACAUCCAGCUUCAAGCAGACGCUAUUCCGGUGGUACAGCAUCCGCGAGUCAUACCAUAUGCAAAGAGAACCAAACUGCAACAGACGUUGGCAAAACUGCAGCAACAAGGUAUUAUACAAGACGUCGAGGGCCCGACCGACUGGCUUCACAAUCUUGUGAUAGCAGAAAAGAAGAAUGGGAACAUGAGGAUCUGUCUGGAUACCAGACCCCUCAACAAAGUCAUCAAAAGGGAGAGACACCAAAUACCAACAAUGUCAGAUGUCCAGGCCCGACUGGCUGGCAAAGCGGUAUUCACAGUAGUCGACAUGAAGGAUGCCUUCUGGCACGUCAAAUUGUCUAACGAAUCAGCGAGGAUGUGUGCAUUCAGCACCCCAUGGGGUAGAAAGUGCUUCACAAGGAUGCCGUUCGGACUGGCUUCAGCCAGUGAAGUGCUGCAAGAAAGGAACGAUCGCACAUUUGGGGACAUCUCAAACGUUCACGUGAUUGCGGAUGAUCUGAUUGUGGCAGGCAAGACGGAAGAGGAACAUGACAAGGCUCUCGCUCAGGUGUUACAACGAGCAAGAGAAAGGAAUGUGCGGUUCAGUCCCCAGAAGCUACAGUACAAGGUUCGCCAAGUGAAGUAUAUGGGUCACAUUCUUAGUCAACAGGGACAGCGACCGGAUCCGGAAAAGAUUGAGGCGAUUGCGGGUAUGCCAAAGCCCCAAGACAAGCAAGCUGUACAGCGACUGCUAGGCAUGAUUAAGUUCUUGGCCCCCUAUAUUCCAGCGGAGUCCGAUAUCACAGCCCCACUCAGAGAUUUGAUAAAGGACGGAAGCAUGUGGAAAUGGGAUACACAGCAUGAUGCGGCCAUCAACGACAUAAAGCGAGCACUCACUAGUGAUCCAGUGCUAGCAUUCUAUGAUCCUGAGCAACCGGUCACAGUGCAAGCGGACGCGUCACAGAGUGGCUUAGGGGCAUGUCUCAUGCAGCAAGGCAAGCCAGUAGCGUACGCAUCACGGACACUCACAACCGCUGAAAGAGCUUACGCACAAAUAGAGAAAGAAAUGCUCGCGGUCACCUACGGAUGCAAGAAAUUUCACCCAUAUAUAUAUGGAAAGACCACCAAUAUGGAGACCGACCACAAGCCCUUGGAAGCUAUAAUGAAGAAGCCAAUUGGUGCAGCACCACCAAGGCUCCAAAGAAUGAUGCUACAGCUGCAGAGAUAUGACCUGGUAGUUCGUUAUGUUCCAGGCAAGCUAAUGUACGCAGCAGACACUCUGUCGCGGGCGCACUUGGCGACUAGUCACGACACGGAUCCAGAACUUACCAGUGACAUGCAAGUCAUGGUCCAUGCUUUUGUCACUUCGCUGCCAGUAAGUGCAAAAAAGAAAGCGCAGUUACAACAGGCCACGGCAACAGAUCAACAGCUGCAAUGUCUCAAUCGACAAAUAGAAAUGGGCUGGCCUCCAAAGAUUGAGGAUGUACCAACCAAGAUACGAGCAUACUGGACGAUCAGAGACGAGCUUCAUCAGGCAGAGGGCAUAUUGUUCCAAGGAAGGAAGAUAAUCAUACCAAAGGUGCUACAUUCAGACAUGCUAAAGAUUGUACAUGAAUCUCAUCAAGGGCUGGAAAGAUGCAAAGAGCGAGCAAGAGCAGUCAUGUAUUGGCCAGGAAUGACAAAAGACAUCGACCGAGUGGUUAGUCAGUGCAGGACUUGUCUGCGUUUCCGGAGGAGCAAUACUAAGGAGCCUCUUCUGCCGCAUGCACUACCAACAAGACCAUGGGAAAAGCUAGGAGUGGAUAUCAUGACUUUGAAAGCAAAAGAUUAUCUGACAGUAGGGGACUAUUAUUCCAAGUACAUAGACGUUCAGCAACUGAGAGACAAGACAUCAUCGUCGGUCAUUAACGCCAUGAAAUACACGUUCGCUACUCACGGUAUUCCAGAAGAAAUAAUAGCUGAUAACAUGCCGUUUGCAAGCAGAGAAAUGCGAGCAUUUGCCAAUGAAUGGGGAUUCACCAUUACAACCACAAGCCCGGGGUACCCAAAAUCUAAUGGCUUUGCAGAGAGGAACGUACAAACCAUUAAGAACCUGCUCAGCAAGACACUUCAUGAUGAAGGAGACCCGUACCUGGCGCUCCUCAACCAAAGAAGCACCCCUAUACCGCAGCUGCAAGCGUCCCCAGCUGAGCUCCUCAUGGGCCGCACCUUGAAGACGAAGUUGCCGGCAGGCCCAGGAGUGCUUCAGCCACAAAUGCCUCGUGACGUAUAG
This is a messenger RNA of Corticium candelabrum, 3576 nucleotides long. RefSeq lists its product as uncharacterized. Gene Ontology annotation, molecular function: nucleic acid binding; aspartic-type endopeptidase activity. Bases 1 to 3576 code for a protein of 1191 amino acids. Gene Ontology annotation, biological process: proteolysis; DNA integration. NCBI's taxonomy places the organism in Eukaryota, Metazoa, Porifera, Homoscleromorpha, Homosclerophorida, Plakinidae. The record is from RefSeq and is a predicted model, not a curated record. The transcript has a single exon.